AUGGCAACAUCAUCGUUUAGAGUGUCGAUUGCAUCAACCUAUCAACCCUGUUAUACAAAGUCUAGUUUGGUGUCAGAGAAGGAUACUAUUAGAUCGACACCUUUUGGUUAUAGUGGAUCUUCUACUGUCAAUGAAUCAAGGGUCAUUGUCAAUUCGACAAUCCCUACACAACUGACUUGUUAUCUUUAUGAUGGAGAUUCUACUAUUAAAGUAUUAAAAAUUAUAAAAUCGACAAUACCUAUACAAGAUCAUUGCACAAUUGUUGAUAAAUCAUCAUUGUAUCUCUUUGUUUUAUUAACUGAUUUCUCACUAUGGUCUAUUGAUUUACACACUGAUAUUAAUCAGUUGACCAAUCAACAACCUACAUCAUCAACUACAAUAGAUGUUGAUGAAGUUGGAAAUGGAGGAGGGAAACGAAAAUAUCAAGAUUUUCAACAAGAUGGCGACGUUGUUGGUUUUAAUACUACUAUUGUUAUGUUGGGAGUAGAACAUCAAUCUAUAUCUAAUGUUGCUCGUUAUAUUGAAACAUUGGAUAAUUUGGAAUGGAUAUACUUUAAUGGUACUAAAUUGGUACUAUUGUUCAACACUGAUAAUCGUCACUUGGAAUUGAUUCAAUCCAAACUAGAAUCUUUUUUCAAAUCUGAUAUUGCAAUUGAGGGAUAUAUCAUUACGAAUCCAAUCCAAGAAGAAGAAGAAGAACAAGAAAUCAUUUCAAGAAAACCAUUCCUAUUUACCAUUCAAAAACAACAACAACCAACCGACAUUACCAUUGAAAAUCACAUCUAUUUUCGAUUUGAUACAAUUCUGGUUGUAUUAAAACAACAAAAACAAACAUUUAAUAAUAAGAACCAACAACUCAAACUUGUAAAUAUUUUACCUCCCAAUAACCAAAACAACAAACAACAACUAUUAAAAGUCUACAAAUCAAUAUCUCCCAACAAUCAAACUACCAUUAUUUUAAAAUCUGAAAGUUCAUCAGAUCAAAUCGAAUUCAAUUUAAAUCCAGAUCAUACAAAUAUAUCAAAAUUAUUAAUGGUCAAUGAUCUUAUUAUUUAUCAAUAUAGAGGAAAUCUAUAUUUUGUUAGAUUAUUUCAAAAUGAUGAUAGUACUACUACUACUACCUUUAAAUACAUUCAAGUUAAAAAUCCUCCACAUUGUAAUGAUGUAACUGAUUUUUCAGUUGAACCCUUAAAACAACAAACAAAUGGUAGUUCAUAUCAAAUCUAUAUUCAAUUUAAAAACUCUAAAAUGAAUAUUUAUAAUAUUAUAUUAGAGUAUGAAAACCAAAAAUCAAAUAAUAACAAUAAUAUUAAUUUAAUCGCUAACAAAUCUUAUCUCUAUCUAUUUAGAGGAGGAGAUGAUAAAAAUUCAAAAUGGUCACUAUAUACUGAUGAUUUAAAGCAAAUUUCAAAUCAAUAUAAAGAUUUAUUGACAAAUGUAAAGACUGUUGAUCACUCUAUACUAGAAGUAAACAAGAUUAUGACAGUUUUAUCGAAAAAACCAUUUCAAUCAACAAAGUCACGUCCAUUUACUUGUAAGGUCAUUCCACUCUUGUCUCCAAUUAAUAAUAUCAAUGGAAACCAAUCGACUCUUUUGAGAAUUACCGUACAUAAUCAUACAAAGAUAGACUUGUCCAACAAGAAUGGAUGGUCCUUGUUAAUUUCCUAUAGGAUAACAGAUUUUCCUCUUAAUUAUACCUUUACCACCGUUUUACCAAUUGAUUUAUUAUCAAACUCUUCAUUUAAUAUACAGCAUGAAUUUGAAUUACCAUUAAAUCAACCAAUUCCAUUUUCAAUGUAUAUUAUUUAUCAAGUACCUUUUUUCAAUGGAAAAGGAACUACUUUUCAAGUUGGACAAGUUACUCUAACACCUUUGGAUUUUAUGAAUAUAUCAACUACCAAUUACGGUAAUACAACCAUGAAAAGAGAAGGAAUAUUAGAUUCAAUUAUUGAACUAUUAGAUUCCUCUUCCUCUUCAUCUUCUUACUCUUCGACCUCUUCACCACCAACAACACCACCAAUAACAACAACAAGGUACAACAACAUUUUCAAACAAAAACUUCACAUUCCCAUCAAAAGUUACUCUUUUAUGUCAAAGGGUGAUUAUUUGGAACAAUUCUACAACUUUGUAUUUUCAAAAAAUAAUUUGGUUUCUCUUAAAGACAUUACUACUCUAUACUUGAAUUCUACAAAUAUUGAUAAUAUAAUGAUAAAAAUGAAUAGAAUAGAUGGUAAAACAAAUUCAAUACAAUUACAAUCAAAAGAUUCAACUCAUCUCUUUUUACAAUCAAUGUUAUUAAAAUUUAUGACAAAUGAUAUUGAAUGUCCAUUAGAGGCAUUAAAUAAGGACAUGGAAUCUUUUAAAGAAAAAUUAAAGUUAUGGAUACAAUCAAAAACAAGUACUAAAAUAUUGGCAGACAGAGCAUUUUCACCUACAAACUCACCACCAAGGGGCAAUCAACUUCAACAACAAACUCAUCCAAUGUCUGCAGAAAUCGAACAAUUUACCAAACAAUGUCAAUCAAUCAUUAAAAUUCAAGAAAGUUUUCACAAUUUAUUAUCAAUUUAA
This is a messenger RNA of Cavenderia fasciculata, 2568 nucleotides long. RefSeq lists its product as uncharacterized. Bases 1 to 2568 code for a protein of 855 amino acids. The record is from RefSeq and is a predicted model, not a curated record. NCBI's taxonomy places the organism in Eukaryota, Evosea, Eumycetozoa, Acytosteliales, Cavenderiaceae. The transcript has 5 exons.